AGUGGAACAGCACAGGAUGAGCCACAGCAGACAGACAUGUCCAACCUUUGAGGUGACGUUGAAUGUGACAAAUAUCACUCUGAGCAACACGACCGGGACCAACAUAGCCAUCCUCCGUCUAUCUGCCCAGCCCACCCUGACCGACUACAUCCAGCCCAUCUGCUUGGACAACGGGAGAACCUUCGCCGAGGGCUUGGCGUGCUGGGCGGCCGGUUGGAGUCCUGGAAGAGGAGGAGCUGAGGAAGUUAUGCAGCAGUUUCAGACCUCGGUGGUAAACUGUGGGAACUCAUCAUCGAGUGAGAGCAUCUGUACAGACAUGUUUGCACUGCAGCAGGGUGAUUCUGGCGGCCCACUGAUGUGUAAGCAGGGCGGCUCUUGGUUCCAGGCGGUCGUGUUAACAGCUCCAAGCUCCUCUGCCAGGAGGAGACGAAGCUCAGUCAUGACCUUCACCAGAGUGAGCUCCUUUAACUCCUUCCUGACUGAGACCCUUGAGAUGCGCUUGGCUCCGGCUUCCAACACCACUGCCAACCCCACCAAUGCCCCCAUCACUACCUCUACCAGCAGCACCUGUACCGCCACUAUGGCCACCACUACAAAUGACUCAAAUAGUGUGUUUGACACCAGCGGGGGUCGUCCGGCUCAGGCCUACACAUUUGCCAUCUUCCACCUCCUCAGCCUCUCCCUUUGUCUCCAACUCUUCCUGUAGAGAGUCUGACCUGAUUUACAU
Messenger RNA from Maylandia zebra (zebra mbuna), 727 nucleotides. The record is from RefSeq and is a predicted model, not a curated record. NCBI's taxonomy places the organism in Eukaryota, Metazoa, Chordata, Actinopteri, Cichliformes, Cichlidae.